Molecule: messenger RNA, 1554 nt
Organism: Xylona heveae TC161
Lineage: Eukaryota; Fungi; Ascomycota; Xylonomycetes; Xylonales; Xylonaceae
Product: cora-domain-containing protein
Exons: 3
Coding region: 1-1554 (517 amino acids)
Biological process (GO): mitochondrial magnesium ion transmembrane transport
Cellular component (GO): mitochondrial inner membrane
Molecular function (GO): magnesium ion transmembrane transporter activity
Source: RefSeq, a predicted model, not a curated record
AUGCCCUCCGAUCUUUUCUCUCCAAGAAAAAAACAGCAGCAGAACAAGCCAGAAGUACCGCCCGGUCUCUUCACGCCCUCCAUCUCGCCGCUCGCAACUUUACGCCUCACAUGUCCUACAGCGAACCUUUCUGUCCGCCACUCCUCAUCAGAUACCCGUGUUCCCUGGCUGCGACGUCUGUUCGAAUUCAAAGCGGGAAAGAAGGAUAAAUAUCCCGCGCGUGGCAGCCGGCAUCAACUGUCUCCGCCCCGGCCCAGUUUUCUCGACGAUGGUACCGAAAGUUCGAUUUCAAGCGCCGGACGCGGCCUGGCGCUCAAAGCUCCAAACGAGCUGAAAUUAAGAUGCACUGAAUUUGACGAAAAUGGAAACGUUACUCUCGUGAACGGAGAGUUUCGAAAAGCUGAAUUAAUCGCAAAGUACGGUUUAUUGCCUCGUGAUCUCCGCAAGAUCGAUUCCUCCUUACUCCCAAAUAUUCUCGUCCGACCAUCAGCUAUUCUCAUCAACCUUUUACAUCUUCGGGUGCUCAUCAAACACAACCGGGUCCUUGUAUUUGACGCGUACGGGUCUACAGACUCCUAUACCCAAUCUGUAUUCAUGUACGAUCUGGAAGGCAAACUACGACAACGCGGCGAAGGAUUGGGCGGGCUACCAUACGAAUUCCGCGCUCUCGAAGCGGUACUCAUCAGCGUGACUACCGCAUUAGAAGGCGAAUUCGAAGGCGUCCGCGAACCUGUCGUGCGUGUCCUGCGCGAGCUAGAAGAAGACAUUGACCGCGACAAGCUACGGCAUUUGCUCAUUUACUCCAAGAAACUUGGCACAUUCGAGCAGAAAGCACGGCUCGUUCGAGAAGCUAUUGACGACUUACUCGAAGCCGACGACGACCUUGCAUCCAUGUAUCUCACUGAAAAGGCCAGCGGCAAGACCCGCGGCGAGGAAGACCAUACCGAAGUCGAGAUGCUACUCGAAUCAUACCAUAAAGUUUCUGAAGAAAUCGUCCAAGCCUCGGGCAAUCUGGUCUCGAAUAUCAGGAACACUGAAGAAAUAGUCAAAGCCAUUCUCGACGCCAACCGCAACUCCCUUAUGCUCCUCGAUCUCAAAUUCUCCAUUGGCACACUCGGCAUCGGCGCCGGUGCCUUCGUCGCCUCGCUCUACGGCAUGAACUUGGAGAAUUUUAUCGAAGAAACAGACUACGGCUUCGUCACCGUCAGCACCUUCGCCACCGUCGCCGCCAUCGCCGUCUGCUAUACCUGCCUCACCAGACUCCGCAAAGUCCAGCGCGUCAGCAUGUGGGGCGAGCAGGGCAAACGCAGCCGCGGUUCCUGGCGAGAUAUUGAUCCCUUGCCGCCCCUCACCGACCACGGCCACGCCGCGCUCAGUCGCUUCGAGAGACUGGAAAGUAUGCGCAGAGCGCAGCAGCAGAAAGUCGCAGAGGCUGUUAGUACUGGCGGUGGUGGGGGUGGCGGCACGGGCGCCACUGGAAAUACAAGUGACAGUAUGCGUGGCGGUCCGGCCAGAGACGUUUUUGAUUCGCUGAAUCCUCUUGGAAAGAAGUGA